UGACGUACUUCCUGCGUUUGAUUGGAUGCGCAGGAUUUCAAGAUGUCUGCUACCAUGGUGGAGCAUGUUGUGGCUGAUGCGGGAGCUUUCUUAAAAAAGGCACCGUUACAGGAUAUCGGGAAGAAUAUUUACACCCUGAAGGAUGUCGUUGAGGAAAUACGGGACAAGCAGACCAGACGAAGUCUCGCUUUUCUGCCAUAUAAACUUAAUUUCAAGGAACCCUUCCCAGAAUACAUUAGACUAGUGACUGAAUUCUCCAAAAAAACUGGAGACUACCCCAGCCUCUCAGCCACCGACAUCAAAGUAUUGGCUUUAACUUACCAGCUAGAAACGGAAACCGUUGGAUCUGCACACCUGAAAAAAGACCCGGACGUUAAAAUCACUUUAUGCGGCACACAGCGCCACCCAGAGGCCCCUGUUGACAUUGCAGGGUUUCAUCUUCCAUCGAAGGCAAUACUGGGAAAACCAACUGCGCCCCCCCAGAGCGUUCAGGAUACUGAAAGUGCAGAGUUCAACAGCUUCCAGUUCUGGAGGAACCCCCUGCCCGCCAUUGAAUCUGACCUGCUGGACCUGCUGGGACAGGAUUUACAGCCGCAGUCUGAAGCGGAGAAUGCUGAGGAAGUCGGAGGGUUCAAGGAGGGUAAUGAAUUGGACGAUGAGGAGGAAGAGGAUGAUGACGGUGGAGGCUGGAUCACUCCCCAUAACAUCAAACAGGUCCAGAUGGACAUGGGUGUGUUUGAAUCUCCUACAGAUAUCAGAGUUGGCUGUGUGACCACUGACUUUUCCAUGCAGAACGUUCUCAUUCAGAUUGGGCUACAUGUCCUGUCUGUGAAUGGGAUGCUAAUCAGACAGACCCGGAACUACAUUUUGCGCUGCCAUGCCUGCUUCAAAACCACAACAAACAUGACCAAGAUCUUCUGUCCGAACUGCGGGAACAAGACGCUGAAGAAAGUUGCAGUGACGAUCAAUGAGGAUAGCAGCAUGCAGAUGCACUUCUCCAAGAACCCCAAAGUGCUUAACCCCCGGGGUCUGAAGCACUCCCUGGCCCUGCCGAAAGGGGGCAAGCACAGCAGCAAUCCUCACCUUGUGGAGGACCAGCGAUUCCCCCAGCAGCGACUGUCUCGCAAAGCCAGGCAGAAAACCGAUGUCUUCGACCCAGAUUACGUGGCCAGUGGCUCCCCUUUCGCCGAGAAUGAUAUCUACAGCCGGGCCGCGAACCUGCAGCUGCGGGAUUCUCAAUGUGGAGGGGGGCGUCGCCGUGCUAACCCUAAUGCGGCACGCAAGAAAUUUGUCAGGAACAAGUAACGGCUGUUUGCAAUGGGGGGGGGGGAUGUAACUAGUGUCCUAAGGCCACCAGGUGUACUGCUUGUGAUGCAGGGUUAACUUGGUUGUUUCUCAAACUCAUCAACUAUUCAGUUCAGUCCCCUAGUAAUGGCUAAAUCAAGCUUCAUGAACCAUUUGCUGUAUUUUCUGACCCCACUAGAUGGUGCUCUUGGUUAACUUUGGGGCAUGCUUUGAGCCUUUUUUUGAACAGAGAGCACCAUCUAGUGGUGUCAGAAAAUACAGCAAAUGGUUCAUGAAGCUUCAUUUGGCUGUCACUGCUGUCCCCCAUGUUUAUACUGCUGGACUAAGGCUAAAGCUGGUACAGGUUUUACUGGCUUGAUUGUGCUGGAGGGAGGCAGACAGCCAGGUUGCCAGGAAUUAACCUUCACGAGCUGCGAAUUUCGGUCCAGAGAAACUUACGAGCAUUAGAUACUAAUGCAUUUUUUUUCAAGUUCUGAAAUGUUUUGUAAAUGUACACUUGCCCUUUUUAAAACUCAAAGCAAUAAACCCAUAUUUAAUAUCAGAA
This is a messenger RNA of Paramormyrops kingsleyae, 1849 nucleotides long. It is a transcript of the gene nob1, whose product is annotated as NIN1 (RPN12) binding protein 1 homolog. Gene Ontology annotation, molecular function: RNA endonuclease activity. Gene Ontology annotation, cellular component: preribosome, small subunit precursor. The record is from RefSeq and is a predicted model, not a curated record. Lineage: Eukaryota; Metazoa; Chordata; Actinopteri; Osteoglossiformes; Mormyridae. Gene Ontology annotation, biological process: maturation of SSU-rRNA; ribosomal small subunit biogenesis.